CUCACCGUUUUGCAGCGACGUCGACGAAUCGACGUCUCGUCGUCGGCGGCCGAGUGCGGCGGGCGUCACCGGCCGGGGUAGCACAACCACACCGGCCCGAUUGCGGCCGUGCCGAAACGUCGUGCAGUCACACACACGCACCUUGCCGUGGAUUUGGCACCUGUAGAUUAGCAAAAGCUCACAAAGGACAGUUAUUUAAAGGACAGUUACUAGUCGUUGCAUCCAGAAUACUCAGUGAUGGAAGUUACAACGGAGGAGGCACAGGCUGUGCUGCUAGAAGGAAUGGAGGGCGCCCAGUACAUCACCAUACAGAGGGCCGACGGCGAAUCCCUGAGCAAGGGAGUACCGCUGUUGACUCUGAAUGGCGAACUAAUCCCAGAGGGCAUGGUGGUGGACAUGAUCAGCGCUGGCGUUGGCACGGAUUAUGGCACGGGCACACAGUACUACGAGGCGGACGACCUAUUGCCACACGAACUAACAGAGAAUGUGAAUUGUGUGAUGCAGGAGGACCGUAGACUGGCCGCGGCCUUGGUCGCGGUACAGUUGCAUCAACAGCAGAAGCAGCAACUCCACAUCCAGUCGCAGCACGAGGACUCGACUCUACCGGACGUUUCGCAUCUCGAGACCCUGGCGCCGGUAAAUUCGUACUCCAUUCAAGCGGUGCCAGAACCGAACAACGCUCCGUCCGUCUAUCCACCUCUGCAACCCUUCAAAAGGAUCACGCAGAGCGUAAAGCAGGAGUUUAUCAACGUUAAAAGCGAAUAUGACGUUGAGGUUUCCACGGAGAGUAGUGAGGAUGCUGCGUCGGCGUCCGGACCUAAGAGAACUCUACCGCAUAAGAAGAGGAUACCUCGUAAGCUGAAGCAACAGCAGACGAAGAAAAACGCGGCGCGGAAAGACAAUAGCAAAUCGAAUCAAGAGAAUACGGCGAUCGAAUCGGCUAGCGAGGCUCAGACUAACGUCUUCAAGUGUGAAUUGUGUAGUUCCAAGUUUAGCAGUCAGUUGAAGUUCUUUGAACACUUAAAGGUGCAUUAUGAACCGGUAAAACAAGAGACGCGAAUAGCUCAAGCGACAAAUACUAAUAUCUCGAUAUCUGUGCCGGAAACAGUACACAGUUUAGAAAAUACAGUGAUGGAAGAAUUUAGUGAACCUGAAGACCUCAUGGAGGGUAUUCGAAACGUUGUUGAAGAAACUGCUGGCGCGCGUAUUGAUGACGAUACGGAUUCUUCGUUACCUAACACGAACAACGAACCGACUAUAUGGGCCAUCACCGGCGUUACGGAGGAAGUGCAACAGAGGGACCAACAAAUAAGACCACCGGCCGUUAGCGAGGAUAAAAGCCCCAAUGAGAAGGCAAAGACUGACAACAUUCCACAAACGUCCAAAAAAAAGAAAUCAUCGAAAACGCGCAAGUCAAGUGACGAAUUAACGUGUACUCAGUGCAAUCGUUCAUUCCACCAUAAGAAUAGUUUAGUUUACCAUAUGCGAUCUCACAGCGGAGAACGGCCACACCAGUGCGAUGUCUGUAGUAAACGUUUCUUUGCUGCUAGCGCAUUGAAGGUGCACAAAAGACUUCACAGCGGCGAUAAACCGUACAAAUGCGAGGAAUGCGGGCGAAACUUUCGACAAUGGGGCGAUUUAAAGUAUCACUUGACGAGCAUCCAUUCGGAGCACAAACAGUAUCAGUGCGAAUAUUGCGCCAAGGAGUUUGCCCGAAAAUACUCACUAAUCGUGCACAGGCGUAUCCACACUGGCGAGAAGAACUACCGCUGCGAGUACUGUAACAAGACGUUCCGCGCGAGCAGUUACUUGCAAAAUCAUCGUCGCAUACACACUGGCGAAAAGCCGCAUCCGUGCAUGGUGUGUGGCAAGCCAUUCCGAGUGCGAAGUGACAUGAAGAGACAUAUGCAUACGCACUCCCGAACGAAAACGAAUGACAAGCAGUCGUUGAAUAGAAUACUGACAGGAAAAAAUGCGGAAGAGACGGAGGGCGACAAAAAAGCGCAGGCAAAAACGAUUCAGGAUCUUGUGAGAAAUCUGAAACUGGAGGUCGAAGCGACGACGGGCGUUGUGGAGAUUGUCCCUCCGGAUGAUAAUCCGGAGAGCAUUUUGCCGCAUACGGGUGCACAAAACUUGGAAUACACCGUGACAUCUACGGCGGAUACUGUAAAUGCGGACAGAGAUCCUCUUGAAGCGGUUGUGCGAACGACUGAUAUGCAAUAUUUUUUUAUGUAACCUUGAACGUCUUGAAAGAAGAACAAAUAUUUGACUGCACCAAGAUUGAUUGUGGAAUAUUGACACUCAAACGGUCUGUAAAGGUUUACAUGUUGAAAUUACUUUUAAUAAUCAUGAAAUUUAUUUUUAAUCGAAUUGAACAUAUUUGAAGCGAUAAAAUUCUUAUAUGUAUAAUUUUAUAAGUAUUUUAAGAUUUAAAGAUUAAUGUUUAUUCAAAAGCAAAUUGGAGACAAAUAUCAGUUUAAGAUUGAUUUGACAAAUUGCGUUAACACUGCCUAUAAAUAAUACGUAACAAUGAUACUUUCCAGUUUUUAAAAAGAAGCAAAUGAUACGUGUGAGAUCGAAUAGAAAAAGAGAAAACUAGACUGUUUUAAUUUGCAACAGCCCCAAUGAUUAAUGAAGAAAAAAAAUAUAUAUAAAUACAUGUACGCGCAUUAUACUGUAAUUAACACUAACCGUAAUUGUACAUUUUCAAAUCUAGGAUUGUACAAUUGUGUAAUUGUACAUUUAGCGAUUUAUAUAUAUAUAUACAUAUACAUAUUGUGAAUCAACGUUAAAAAAUAUAUUUUUUACUUGAA
Solenopsis invicta (red fire ant) is the source of this 2813-nucleotide messenger RNA. RefSeq names its product zinc finger protein 271. The coding region runs from base 238 to 2235 and encodes 665 amino acids. Gene Ontology annotation, cellular component: nucleus. The transcript is spliced from 8 exons. NCBI's taxonomy places the organism in Eukaryota, Metazoa, Arthropoda, Insecta, Hymenoptera, Formicidae. The record is from RefSeq and is a predicted model, not a curated record. Gene Ontology annotation, molecular function: RNA polymerase II cis-regulatory region sequence-specific DNA binding; DNA-binding transcription factor activity, RNA polymerase II-specific. Gene Ontology annotation, biological process: regulation of transcription by RNA polymerase II.